Molecule: messenger RNA, 521 nt
Organism: Nicotiana attenuata
Lineage: Eukaryota; Viridiplantae; Streptophyta; Magnoliopsida; Solanales; Solanaceae
Product: zinc-finger homeodomain protein 5-like
Exons: 2
Biological process (GO): regulation of developmental process; regulation of DNA-templated transcription
Cellular component (GO): nucleus
Molecular function (GO): transcription cis-regulatory region binding; DNA-binding transcription factor activity
Source: RefSeq, a predicted model, not a curated record
CAAUAUGCAUAUAAAGCUUAUCAUUAACUCGCAAAAAUAGUAGAGAGGGAGAGAGAAUAAUGCAAGGAGACAAACGAAAUGACAUUUACAGAGAGUGUUUAAGAAACCAUGCAGCCAGCCUUGGAAGUUAUGCCACUGAUGGCUGCGGAGAAUUCACUCUUGAUGACAACAACAAUAAUUCCUCAGGCAGCGUAAGCUUACACUGCGCUGCUUGUGGUUGUCAUCGUAACUUCCACCGUAAAGUCAUUUAUGGUGCUAGUUACAGCAACAAUAGCAGCCGCGACCGAGAAAUCAUGGCAGCAGAUCAGUUGACUGACUACGCCGGAGGGAGGACAGCUGAGGAAUCACCGAGGAGCGGGAAGAAGAGAUUUCGGACAAAGUUUACGACAGAUCAGAAGGAAAAAAUGCUGGCAUUUGCGGAGAAAUUGGGGUGGACGCUGCAAAGGAAAGAUCAAGAAAAUGAAACUGAAAGAUUUUGCAGAGAAGUAGGGAUUCAGGUGUACCCACUGAGGCUGAGUGAG